This is a messenger RNA of Mytilinidion resinicola, 631 nucleotides long. RefSeq lists its product as uncharacterized. Bases 97 to 537 code for a protein of 146 amino acids. The record is from RefSeq and is a predicted model, not a curated record. NCBI's taxonomy places the organism in Eukaryota, Fungi, Ascomycota, Dothideomycetes, Mytilinidiales, Mytilinidiaceae. The transcript has a single exon.
GUUCGCGCAUAUUUCCAGCCACUACUCGUGCAUCUCGUAUCUGCCAACGCCACAAACGUGUCUAGCGGCCUCCGAGAUAUUGUAGAUCCUCGCCGCAUGCGUGCCUUCAGCCUCAAGCGCCAUUUUCAUCCAGCCUCCCUCCAGCCCAAUGCAGCCCUACACACUCCACGAUUUGGCCUGCCGCAUCCGGCAACCCGACGUGCGCGGUUUCUAACUCCACCAACGUCGCCCCUGACUCGGCAUCUCACGAUAGUUGGCGCACUGACUCUGCGACAGCUACACCCCAGCACCCAGCAUCUCGGCGGUGAAGAUGGAAGGAAGGGGAGGGGAGACCGGGGACUCCACGCUUCUCCCAUUCCUGUCCCAAGCUACGCAGUCUGGGCCGGUGGGGUCUCCACUCACCACACCAACCCUCCUCCACUCCCCCCCUGCGCACGCUCUCUCACCCCACCAUCGCAUGUUGCAAGGUUUGCGGUCGCGGCAACCAGAACACCUCUAAAUAACAACCUCACGCUGCUUGGACCGCGCGGUUCCUAGCGCGUUCUGGAGGUCGAGCUGGGGGCUGGACGUUUCACGUCGUGGCUGCGGGCGGUUCGGCGUGCGCGCUUUUUCCAGUACGUGUCGGUUAGUG